AUGAUUUACCGUCCUUUAACAACUGCUGCCCGUGCAGCUUGUCGCACGCAGGCCGUGCCAAGCAUCCGAAACUUCGCAACUGCUGCUCCGGUUUCGGCCACCCGCAAUCACAAGGUCGUGGUGGUAGGAGGUGGUUCUGCAGGCCUCACAAUCAGCCACCAGCUCCUACAAUCUGGACAAUUUGUGGCUGAUGACAUUGCGAUCAUCGACCCCGCCGAAUGGCACCACUACCAGCCCGGCUGGACUCUCGUCGGCGGUGGCCUCAAGACUAAGGAAGAGCUCCGCCGUCCGUUGAAGAGCCUCCUCGACCCCAAGCUCAAGUUGUACAAUGACGGUGUCGCGACCUUCGCCCCGGAGAACAACUUCGUCACCCUCUCCAACGGCGACAAGAUUGGCUAUGACCAGCUGAUCGUCGCCCCCGGCCUCACUGUCUCCCCCGCCAACAUCAAGGGUCUGCCCGAAGCGCUCGCCAACCCCGAUGCCCCCGUCUCCUCCAUCUACACCUAUGACUCCGUCAACAAGGUCUUCCCCUCCAUCCAGAAGAUGGAGAAGGGUAACGCCAUCUUCACCCAGCCCGCCGGCGUUAUCAAGUGCGCCGGUGCCCCGCAAAAGAUCAUGUGGCUUGCCCUGGACCACUGGAAGCGCGCCGGUCUCUACAACCCCAGCAACCCCUCCAGCUCGCCCAUCAACAUCAGCUUCGCAACUGGUCUCCCGGUCAUGUUCGGUGUCCCCAAGUAUAACGCCGCACUGACAAAGAUGCAGCAGGAGCGCGGCGUUAACGCGCUCUUCCAGCACGACCUGGUCGAGAUCGAUGGAAACAAGGCCAUCUUCGCUCGUCCCGACGGUGCAGAGUCCGUGACCAAGCACUUCGAUUUCCUGCACGUUGCGCCGAAGAUGGGAUCCCCCGCUUUCAUUAAGAACUCUGCUAUCGCGAACGAGGCCGGCUUCGUCGACGUCGACGAUGCCACCACCCGCCACAAGAAGUUCGCGAACAUCUGGUCCGCUGGUGAUGCUUCCAGCUUGCCGACUUCUAAGACUGCUGCCGCCGUGACUGCGCAGUCUCCUGUUCUUGUGCGGAACCUGCUCAAUACCAUGGAGGGCAAGCAGCUGGAUGCCGCUUAUGAUGGGUACACCUCUUGCCCGCUGCUGACCGAGUAUGGCAAGGUGCUUCUGGCAGAGUUCAAGUAUGGACCUGAGCCCAAGGAGACCUUUGGUAACUGGUUCGGCAUUGACCAGGCUGAGCCGCGCCGCUCGUUCUACCACUUGAAGAAGGAUUUCUUCCCGUGGGUGUACUACACGCACAUGGUGAAGGGUAACUGGGCUGGUCCUAAGGGGUGGAUUAACUAG
Penicillium odoratum is the source of this 1347-nucleotide messenger RNA. Its product is annotated as NAD(P)/FAD-dependent oxidoreductase. Bases 1 to 1347 code for a protein of 448 amino acids. The record is from RefSeq and is a predicted model, not a curated record. NCBI's taxonomy places the organism in Eukaryota, Fungi, Ascomycota, Eurotiomycetes, Eurotiales, Aspergillaceae. Gene Ontology annotation, cellular component: mitochondrion. The transcript has a single exon. Gene Ontology annotation, molecular function: FAD binding; sulfide:quinone oxidoreductase activity.